AUGUUUUGCCGACUACGCAUAAGUUGCAGUUGCCCGAGAAGGGUAUUUCACAGAAGUUUAAGUUCUGCAGAAGUGUCAACUGCAUUGCGGCCUUUUUAUUUUCAUGUCCAUCCUGAUUUAUUUGGAAAAUAUCCUGAACAAAGGAAAAUUAACGAAAUCUCCUUACAACAACUCAGUGCCCUAUUAGAAGCUCAACAAUCUAGUCGAAAUAUACAUAUACCUGUUUUGCCUUUUUAUUUGAGGAAGAAAGACAUGCCAGAAGGACAAUUUGAACUAGUAAAAAUAAAAUUAGAUAGCAAAAAUAUAAGAGAAACUGUUGUAAAAAUUUUAAGUGCCUGUGAUAUUUCUACGAGCUAUAUUGACAAAAUUCCAAUAAUUCAGAGAGAUAGGAAAAAGCAAUUCCGUGAAGAUUUUGACAAAGCCUAUGAAAAAUAUAAGGAUGAAUUUGAUAAAGCAACUCAAAUGAAAAGAAAAGUUGAGGAGAAGAAAGCUAUAUCAAAUAUAAUUGAUUGGAUUUCUGAGAAUAGUGGAGUUGCUAAAGAAAAAUAUGAAUCUACCCAUGCCACACGAGACCAUGUAAAAUCACUUAUCGAGCAAUUGUGCAAAACAUAUGGUAUAAAAGAAGUCAAGUAUGACAGUGGUUGGAACAUAAGUCACAUUAGAGGAGCACUGCAGAGCCUUACGUCAAUGGCAUCGCAACAUCCCCAACAUAUGGGGAAUUUAAAAGAUAGAACUAUAGCAUUAGGGCAGUUUACUGGUGUAAGCUUAGAUGGUGAUGUUUUUCUAAAUAUAAUUGAUGUAAGAAAUGAAUGGCUAUCGCUGAUUAAGAAAGUGAGCCAGGAAGAUUCUGCUUUAACACAAAUACCCCAGUAUGAAAAAGCAUUGUCGAGUAUACUAAGGGACAUUCAUAUUUGCAGAAGAAAGUUUAUGCCAAAAGUAUCAGCAGCACAGUACUGCAGUCAUCUUAGACAAUUGAUCACAUCUAUUGGCGAUUUCUACGGUCGCGGUCGUAAGAUCCCUGAUUCGGUACCCGAGUCACUGGAAAAGUUUGAGAUUGUCGUUGAACCAGAGGCUGGUCCGUUAAUGGUUUCACCAACAGGUCAGUUUAUUACUCCAUCUUCGUGUCCAGCUGAUGAAUUAAUUGCAUUUAUUACAAAUAACCUUGAUGGUGCAAUGUUAUUAUUAACUGAAUACAGCAUCAACAAACAUGUAGAGAGGGCAUUAUAUAAAGAGGUAAAAGAGAGAUUCCAGCUUUUAGACCUUAUUAAAGAUGACAGCAUAACACCUGCCUUGAUGAUUCUGUGCUGUCAAAGACUUCUCACUAGAAUUGACAAAAUUGAUGAGAAAUUACGCGGUAACAUAUUAUAUGUAACACAUUACUACUCAGUGUUGUCAGAGGGCGUUUUAUGUAUUCCAUGGGAUUUUAAGGGAUAA
This is a messenger RNA of Leptosia nina, 1434 nucleotides long. The record is from the annotation of a GenBank genome assembly. Lineage: Eukaryota; Metazoa; Arthropoda; Insecta; Lepidoptera; Pieridae.